Messenger RNA from Cornus florida, 555 nucleotides. RefSeq lists its product as uncharacterized. The record is from RefSeq and is a predicted model, not a curated record. Lineage: Eukaryota; Viridiplantae; Streptophyta; Magnoliopsida; Cornales; Cornaceae. Bases 1 to 555 code for a protein of 184 amino acids. The transcript has a single exon.
AUGAAGAAAAUGAUAGGCAGUGUAAACGCUCUGCACCAGCAAAACAGUUCAGUUCAGAUAAAGUUUGACAGAAUGGAUUUGUUGCGAGUCCAAAUCCCUCAUAAAGAUCCACUAGUCAUUAGCUUGUUGGUAGCAGAAUGCUUGGUACGAAGAAUGUUGAUUGAUCCGAGGAGCAACGCGAAUGUCAUGAUAAGAGUAACAUUUGACUGGCUCGAGAUUAAACCAAAAAAGCUCAAACCUACAGGAAAUCCAUUGUUGGGAUUCAAUGGGAAGUGCGUGGAGCCUAUUGGUAUAGUCGAGUUACUAGUACGUGCGGCCGAGAGAGAAUUGAUGGAAAGCUUUGUAGUUGUUGAGAUUCACCCAUCUUACAAUCUUUUGAUGGGAAGAUGGUGGAUUCACAGAGUCCAAGGUGUUCCUUUGACUUUGCACUGGGUAAUGAGAUGCUUAAGUCUAAAUGGGAACAAGGUUAUUGAUAUUCAUAGGGACCAAGUAGCAGCCAAAGAGUGCUACUCUGUAACUCUGAAAGCUAGCGGGAAGGGAAAAGCUCCCGUCUGA